UGGCAUUUUGUCGGUUAGUACAUGAGUGGCAUAAUAUUUGCGAAACAAGAACGAGCUGUCUUUCGGGAUGAUAUGGUAUAUCCAUAUCGGAUAACCAUGGCUAAGGCAGCCAUUGACGAUCCUGGAGAUUACGAGGGUUUCGACGUCGAAAAACUCACCAGACUGUUCCCUGAUGGCACGGCUAAGGACCAGUGGUCUUUUGCAAAGCUCAUCCCGUUGAUUCGAAAGUUAAUCCCGGCUAUAGCUAACGAUCUGGAGUAUGUUGAGAGGAACGCCAUUGAUCCCUCUGAGCUGAAUCCCGUGUGACUAAAUGCCUGAAAACUGAAGUCUCCGCACUUGUCACUCCCUUCAUGGAAGAAAACCAGCGACUGAAGGCUGAGCUAUCUUCAAGGGAUGCCCAGAUCAGAGAACUACUAGAGAGCCAGAAAAGCCCCACCCCCAAUUUGUCGGACAUGAGGAGCUCUUGGGCAACCGUCGUAAGAAAAAAAGUGGUUCGCGGUACUCGGGACUCCGGUUCAGCAAGCAGUGAGGACAUCGUUAUGUCGACAUUGCGGGCUAAACGCGCCAGUAAAGCUGACAAAGAGAAAGUGAAGAAGGACUACUGUCUACAUGGCAUACCCCCUUUGGAUCCGUCCCGACAUCAGACACUGGAUGACUACAGCAAGGAUCUCCAGAGCGCCAUUGAAUCGAACGGAAUCUCUGUCAGAUUUGUGUCGAUUUACUCUGCUAAAAAGGGCCGUAAGAAUAGCCUGUUUGCACGUGUUGGUUCUUGUGGUAUAUUUGCAUAUCACGAGAUUAUUGGCAUAUCGUGAAAGUCACGAUACAAACGAUGACUUAGCAACUGUGCGUUAUUUCCUGUUGCUGUGUCUUUGGAUGUUGUACUUCUCAUUUAGUUGUUAUCUUGUACUAGUCGUAAAACGGUAAUACUUAUUAAAGU
Molecule: messenger RNA, 937 nt
Organism: Paramacrobiotus metropolitanus
Lineage: Eukaryota; Metazoa; Tardigrada; Eutardigrada; Parachela; Macrobiotidae
Exons: 2
Coding region: 351-812 (153 amino acids)
Source: RefSeq, a predicted model, not a curated record